Molecule: messenger RNA, 2280 nt
Organism: Corylus avellana
Lineage: Eukaryota; Viridiplantae; Streptophyta; Magnoliopsida; Fagales; Betulaceae
Source: RefSeq, a predicted model, not a curated record
AUGGUAUUUCAGAUCCUUUUGCUGUUGUGUUCAAUUGAUGCAAUAUCUGUUCAAGCAAUUAAUAGUUCAUGUCAAAGAAGCUGUGGGAAUGUUAGCGAUAUCCCAUUUCCAUUUGGGAUAGGAGCUGGUUGCUUCGUUGAUGAGUGGUUUGAAGUAGUUUGCAACAACUCUUCCAGCCCUCCCAAACCUUCCUUGAGGAGCUUCAACGACUAUGGGGCCUCUCCCAAACCUGUUUUGAAGAAGCUCGACUUGGAGGUGCUCAACAUUUCAUUAUUAGGAGGUACAGUUCGCAUCAACUAUCCUACAUUUGUUAAGUGUAUUGAUUCUGGACCUGGUGGUUCAUGGAGCCAAUUAAAUACGGAGUUAGCAACAAGCCCUUUCAUCUUCUCCCAGUCCCAGAACAGAUUCCUCGUCAUCGGUUGCGACAACUUUGCCUCAAUGGGGGACGUAUUUGGUCCAAGAGCAACUUUUCAUUAUGAAUUUGUUAUUGGUGGGUGCAUAUCAAUUUGUGACCCUCGCAGUGAAGUGGUAAAUGCAAGUAGCUGCAAUGGCAUCAACUGCUGCCAAACCCCAAUUCCUUCAGUUCUCAAUGCGUUCAAUACAAGUAUGAGGCCAGUAAAUAACGACGCGUACUAUUCCAAAAAAGGCAAAAGAUGCCAGUCUGCAUUCUUGGUAGAAGAAAAGUGGUUCCAGAAACGUGGUUCAAUUAAAAUGAGCUCCAUUAUGUCGUACGUUCCUGUGGUGUUGGAAUGGGGGAUUCCUGAUGCAUCAUUCUACUCACUUCCAAUAUCCAAUAAUGGCUCCGCCUCCACCGCUAAUAAUAGCUCCCCAAGCUACAUUUGUUCUAAUAUUACUCAAUAUUAUUCUUCGUCGACGUCAUGGCGUUAUAAUUGGAACUGGACUUAUACAUGUUCUUGCCAAAAAGGCUUUAAAGGAAAUCCCUAUCUUCUUCAUGGAUGCCAAGAUAUUAACGAAUGCGAGAGCCUAGAGUCACCUUGUUUGAAUAAUGGAUCCGAGAGUGUAUACUGUGAAAAUACUAGGGGGUCUUUCUUGUGUCACAGUCAGGUAGCAGUUGACCCCACCAAGCCUUCGGUUAAGGUGACCAUAAUUGCGAUAGGUAUUAGUAGUGGCCUUGGGCUAUUAAUUCUACUUGUUGGUGGAUGGUGGUCCUACAAAGUGGUAAAGAAAAGGAGGAAGAUUAAACUAAAGAACAAGUUCUUCAAACGAAAUGGUGGUUUAUUGUUAAAACAACAAUUAUCUUCACAUGAAGUCAAUGUUGAGCACACCAAAUUGUUUAAUUCAAAAGAUUUGGAGAAGGCUACUGACCAUUUUAGUGUAAAUAGAAUACUUGGGCAGGGAGGACAAGGCACUGUUUACAAGGGCAUGUUAGCAGAUGGAAGAAUCGUUGCAGUGAAAAAGUCCAAGGUAAUUGAUGAAGGAAAACUUGGAGAAUUUAUUAAUGAAGUUGUCAUUCUUUCACAAAUUAAUCACAGGAAUGUAGUUAAGCUAAUUGGCUGUUGUUUGGAGACAGAAGUUCCUCUACUAGUUUAUGAAUACGUUCCUAACGGAACUCUUUUCCAAUACGUCAAUGGCCAAACAGAGGAGUUUCCACUAACAUGGGAUAUGCGCUUACGAAUUGCAACUGAAGUAGCAGGAGCUCUUUUCUACUUACACUCAGGAGCAUCCUCGCCCAUUUAUCAUCGGGACAUUAAGUCUACAAACAUACUCUUAGAUGAAAAAUACAGAGCUAAAGUAGCUGACUUUGGGACUUCAAGAUCCAUUACUGUUGAUCAAACUCACUUAACCACCCUAGUGCAUGGCACUUUUGGAUACUUGGACCCUGAGUAUUUCCAGUCAAGUCAGUUUACAGAAAAGAGUGAUGUUUAUAGUUUUGGUGUUGUCCUUGCUGAGCUGUUAACUGGCGAAAAAGCAAUCUCUUUAGCAAGGACGCAAGAAUCCAGAAGUUUAGCCACAUAUUUCAUUCAAUCUGUGAAGGAGAACAAUUUGUUUGAUGUUCUUGAUAGUCGAGUUUUGAAGGAAGGUAAAAAAGAAGAGAUCAUUGCGGUUGCGAACCUUGCAAAAAGGUGCUUGUACUUAAACGGGAAGAAACGACCUACAAUGAAAAAAGUAGCAAAGGAGUUGGAGGCAGUUCAAGUGUUGCAAAAAGCUCAUACCCUUCAACAAGAUUACAAAGAGCUUGAAUAUGUCCAAGCAAAAAUGUACGAGUCAUGGGAUGUUGUUCCAUCAUCAACAAUGCCAACCUCAUCUGUAGACGCCUAA